AUGCAGCAUUUGAGAAACUCAUUAACACACUACCACAACGUGGUAUACUCCCCGCUAUCUCAUACACAUACACCCACCCACAACGUGACAUACUCCCAGCUUGCCCAUGCACAUACACACAUCCACAACGUGGCAUACUCCCAGCUUGCCCAUGCACAUACACCCACCCACAACGUGGUAUACUCCCCGCUAUCUCAUACACAUACACCCAUCCACAACGUGACAUACUCCCAGCUUGCCCAUGCACAUACACACAUCCACAACGUGGCAUACUCCCAGCUUGCCCAUGCACAUACACCCACCCACAACGUGGUAUACUCCCCGCUAUCUCAUACACAUACACCCAUCCACAACGUGGCAUACUCCCAGCUUGCCCAUGCACAUACACACAUCCACAACGUGGCAUACUCCCAGCUUGCCCAUGCACAUACACCCACCCACAACGUGGUAUACUCCCCGCUAUCUCAUACACAUACACCCAUCCACAACGUGGCAUACUCCCAGCUUGCCCAUGCACAUACACACAUCCACAACGUGGCAUACUCCCAGCUUGCCCAUGCACAUACACCCACCCACAACGUGGUAUACUCCCCGCUAUCUCAUACACAUACACCCAUCCACAACGUGACAUACUCCCAGCUUGCCCAUGCACAUACACACAUCCACAACGUGGCAUACUCCCGGCUAUUUCAUACACUUACGCACAUCAACAACGUGACAUACUCCCCGCUCGCUCAUGCACAUACACCCAUCCACAACAUGAAAUAUUCCCCGCUGCCCAACAACGUGCCAUAUUUCCGCUCGCCCAGACACAUACUCACACUCACUACGUGGCAUAUUUGUGUAUGUGUAUGGGCGAGCAGGGAGUAUACCACGUUGUGGGUGUGUGCCUGUGUACGAGGGAGCGGGGUGAAUAACACGUCAUGGGAUUGUGGGAGCUGGUUGGAUACCACGCUGUGGGUUUGUGUCUGUGAAUAG
Mya arenaria is the source of this 978-nucleotide messenger RNA. RefSeq names its product histidine-rich glycoprotein-like. The record is from RefSeq and is a predicted model, not a curated record. The transcript has a single exon. Bases 1 to 978 code for a protein of 325 amino acids. Lineage: Eukaryota; Metazoa; Mollusca; Bivalvia; Myida; Myidae.